AUGGCUCCAGAGCCUGAGGGCUCAUCCACACUCUGUGAUUCCCUGAUGAAGAAUUUUGUCUUAGCCGUGGACCUGAGACCGAAGUGCUCCCCAAACUAUGCAUUAGGGAGCAGCAGCCCUUUGCAUGCAGAACUGAGAAGCCACUGCCUGGAGACUAAACCUGAACAUCAAAGGCUGAAGAGAGGAAGCGCUGGUGGCUCCCCAGAGGCCCCAGGGUGCAGCUCCCCUGCUCCACCAGGGAACCUCUGCCAUAGACCGAGAACCCCAACACCCACCCUCCAAUUCUCGCCCAGCAGUUAGAAUUAUCAGGUUGGCUUCAGGCCCUGGUCCAUGAACUUGGUACCCCUUUCCUGCUGCUCAGACAGACUGAGCAGGGCGGUGAGUCCCUCUCAACAAUGUCCUCUGCAUUCCCUCAGCUCCCAUACACAGGGCAGCCUAUGUGGCUGA
Molecule: messenger RNA, 447 nt
Organism: Eubalaena glacialis (North Atlantic right whale)
Lineage: Eukaryota; Metazoa; Chordata; Mammalia; Artiodactyla; Balaenidae
Gene: DCANP1
Product: dendritic cell associated nuclear protein 1
Source: RefSeq, a predicted model, not a curated record